Molecule: messenger RNA, 799 nt
Organism: Poecilia reticulata (guppy)
Lineage: Eukaryota; Metazoa; Chordata; Actinopteri; Cyprinodontiformes; Poeciliidae
Gene: mbpa
Product: myelin basic protein a
Molecular function (GO): structural constituent of myelin sheath
Source: RefSeq, a predicted model, not a curated record
GCGCAACAAUGGCCUCUCAGUGCUCCUUCGCAUCGGGUUCAGCCUCAGAGAUGACCCUUGUUGUCCUCGGCGGCCGGCUGAGGCAGAUGGAUGAGGAACAAUAGCCCGACCCGUGAGGGCGGCAGCGACUGACACAGAAUGUCUGGACCGGAGCCAGAACCAGAACCAGAACCAGCUGUCUCGGCCCGGCCCGCCCCGGCCGCGUCAGACGGGCUGAACACUCCCUGAGGGAGCGGCAGAGCUGGGUGGCGGCAGCGUGGGCGGCGGAUCAGAACCAGAACCCUCCGCGGCACAUAUAAUGGCUACAGCCAGCACCUCGGGGCAGAGCAGCUUCGGGCUUGGAAAGAAGAAGAAGAAGAAGAAGAAGAGUCCCGGUCUGAUGGAUCAGCUCAGCAAACUGUUUGGAGGAGAGAAGAAGAAGAGGAGCAAGGGCUCGUUCAGGGGUCACCUGGCCGCCUCGCCCCAGCAGCCCUCUGCCCGCCGCCGGACCAAUGAAAACGCCGUGCUGCAUUUCUUCAGGAGCCUCGUUUCCUCCCCGCCUCCUAAAUCCACGUGGAGAGAAGUCUUGGGUUUGGCCUCUGCGUCGCGAACCGAGAGCACGAAGUCGCCGGUCCGGAGGCGCAGAGAGCAAAGCACGCUGUCCAGGAUCUUCAACCUGGGAGAAACCAAGUCCCGUCCACCCCCAAAACGCUGGAGCACCAUCUUCUAAGCUCUCCGCCGCCGCUGCCGCCGCCGCCGACCUCCACCGCUUCGAUCCGACGGGACCGGAACACCACCAGGAAGGAGAGGCGGACCCCCA